GGAAUGUAGGGUGUGCCUCGCCACAAGCGGUGCGACGUCUGCGCAACGAACGCGACGAUGGCAGGCCAACGGAAACUCCUGAGCGAAAUAGAUCGGACACUCAAGAAGGUGACAGAGGGUGUCGAAGUGUUCAACAGCAUCUGGGACAAGGUUUACAGCGCCGCAGGUCAGGCACAGAAAGAGAAGCACGAGGCUGACCUCAAGAAAGAAAUCAAGAAGCUACAGCGGUUCCGCGACCAAAUCAAGACAUGGAUUGGUAACUCGGACGUGAAGGACAAACGUCCUCUCACAGAUGCGCGGCGGCUUAUCGAGAGUAAGAUGGAAGAGUUCAAAGUGUGCGAGAAGGAGACGAAAACGAAGGCAUAUUCAAAGGAAGGACUGGCACAGGCAGACCGGUUGGACCCGGCCGAGCAAGCGAAGCAAAACACAAUUGGGUGGAUUCAAGACGAUCUAACUCAAUUCUCCGAGCAGAUCGAGUCCAUGGAGUGUGAGAUUGAGCGGCUUCGCGCCAUGAAAGGAAAAAAGAACAAGUCGGACAUGGAGAAUUUGGAGCUCAUCAUUGCGCGGCACAAGUGGCACGUGCUGAAGCUCGAGCAGAUUGCGCGUCUACUGGACAACGACGCCAUCGACCCAGCCGACGUCGACGGCCUGAAAGACGACAUCGACUAUUAUCUCGAAGCAAACCAAGAGCCCGACUUCAUGGAGUCCUAUGGCGAAGACGACAUUUACGAGGUUCUCGACCUGGACGCCCUAACAAACAUCCAAUUCAACGCCAACGGCGAAAACGACGACGACAGCUCGGACCAGGAAACGGAGCCGCCACCGCCGCCUCCUGCUCCUGUUUCAAACAGGAGCACCUCUACCACGCGCGCCGGAGCUUCCAACAAGAAGUCUUCAAAUCCGACCCCCGCGGCGCCACCCGCUUCUGUGUCGUCUACUGCUGGUAUUGGCCGUCCUAGCAAGGUGGAGCCACCGCCGGUGGCACCCCGUGCAGUAGUUCUUCCCCCACCAAUGCUCAAGGAACCGAUGGCCCAAGUGUUGUUGCGCAAAGAACAAGCGGCACAGGCAGAAAAGGCUGCGGCCUUGGCAGCCAAACAAAGCGAUCCCUUCCCCCCGGUUAGCGCUUCGGCUGCUCGUGAUUCAAAUUCUUCCACCCCGACCAACCAACCCUCGAGGCAACUGCCGCCUCCACCAGCGGCUACCAUCACCAAGGCUCGGCAAACUCCUAUCGUUGAAGCUGCGCAAUCGUCCCCCCUGCGAAACGUACCCUCGUCCUCGUAUGGCAUCGUGGACGAUGCGCGAGCAAAGGUGGCUACGGCCCCUUCAAGUGCCACUUCGACACCGCAUGCGUCCCCGUCCCCAGCGAAGCCGUCAUUGUCAUCGUCUCCAAACGCUCCUGCCAUUGCGACAUUGCCGCCCCAGCCCCCGAUCGUGCUGAGUGACGAGCGGCGACAAUUGCUGCGAUGGAUCGACGAAAGCUUCAAGCUCAUGCCGGAAGCUGUCGAUUCGGACAAGAGCAGCCAGAGCCGGUACGUCCCGCGCAACAUGUACCCGACGCCGCCAUCGUUUCCGUCGGUGCCGUCGCCGCUCUUUGAAAACCCCGCUGUGUUUGAAAAGCUCGACCUCGACACGCUCUUUUUCAUCUUUUACUACCAACAAGGCACGUACCAGCAGUACUUGGCCGCCCUCCAGCUCAAAAAGCAGGCGUGGGGGUACCAUAAAAAGUACAAGACAUGGUUUAAGCGUCACGAAGAGCCGCAGAUGACGGGCGACGACUUUGAGCAAGGCACGUUCGUCUACUUUGACUAUGAGACGGGGUGGUGCCAGCGCAUCAAGACGGAGUUUACAUUCGAAUACAGCUACCUCGAAGACGAGUUGGUAUAGAAUUCCCAUCAGCCAUAACAUAUAACGACCCGAUUCAAUAUGCCGCUCUCAA
Molecule: messenger RNA, 1936 nt
Organism: Aphanomyces invadans
Lineage: Eukaryota; Oomycota; Saprolegniomycetes; Saprolegniales; Verrucalvaceae
Exons: 1
Coding region: 58-1884 (608 amino acids)
Biological process (GO): nuclear-transcribed mRNA poly(A) tail shortening; regulation of DNA-templated transcription
Cellular component (GO): P-body; CCR4-NOT core complex; nucleus
Source: RefSeq, a predicted model, not a curated record